Molecule: messenger RNA, 786 nt
Organism: Scedosporium apiospermum
Lineage: Eukaryota; Fungi; Ascomycota; Sordariomycetes; Microascales; Microascaceae
Product: Gelatinase B
Exons: 2
Coding region: 1-786 (261 amino acids)
Source: RefSeq, a predicted model, not a curated record
AUGAAGUCGUUCGCUCAACUCGCCGUUUCGUUCGCUAUCACUGGCGUUGCUGUCGCUCUGCCAGGCGUCCCCCACCACUCUGAUCACCACUCCGAUGACGGCGGCGUUACCCAGACUACCGCCGGUCCCUCGGUGCCUCCGCCGGCGCAAACCGGCUGCCCCACCGUGACGGUCACGGGCGAGCUCUGCUCCACCUGCGCGAUCCCCGAAUGUCUCGGCCUCGCUACGGUCACCCAGAGCUGCGGAUGCCCCGAGGCCAUCCCCACCGUCACCCUCAACUUCCCCUGCGAGGACAACUGCAAGGGCAUCUGGUGCACCACGACGUAUGACAUUGUCACCGAGACCUGCGAACCCACCGGUUCCGGCACUGACGAGCCUACCGUCACUCCCACUGGUACGGAGGAGCCCCCCGAGUCGAGCUGCACUGAAGAGCCGACUGAAUCCACUGAAGAGCCCCCCGAGUCGAGCUGCACUGAGGAGCCGACUGAACCCCCGGAGGAGAGCUGCACUGAAGAGCCUACUCAGCCCCCGGAGGAGAGCUGUACUGAGGAACCUACUGAGCCUACAGGUGAACCGACCGGAGAACCUACCGGAGAACCCACCGGAGAGCCGACGGGUGAGCCGACGGGCGAGCCGACGGGCGAGCCUACCGAACCCACCGGCACCAGCGGCCCCGAACCUACGGGUAGCAGCACGCCUCCCCCUACCGUCAAUGCUGCGAUGGUUCAGGAGGGAUCUUUCUGGGCCGCUGCCUGGGUCGCUCUCGGUGCCGUUAUUCUACUUUAG